This is a messenger RNA of Suricata suricatta (meerkat), 1089 nucleotides long. RefSeq names its product MyoD family inhibitor domain containing 2 (gene MDFIC2). NCBI's taxonomy places the organism in Eukaryota, Metazoa, Chordata, Mammalia, Carnivora, Herpestidae. The record is from RefSeq and is a predicted model, not a curated record. The coding region runs from base 82 to 705 and encodes 207 amino acids. The transcript is spliced from 5 exons.
ACAACAAGGGAGGGCGCCCAGAGCAUCACCAAGCUGCUCCCCUGCCCCGCGCCUUGGGCCUCCUCCGCUGGGAAUAUACAGAUGUCAGAAACUGAGCUGGAAAAGAUAAAAGUAAGAACAGCUGAGCAUUUUGAAAAUGAUAAAAAUAACAUUUCUUGGUUAAAGGAAGGGUUAUCCAGCUCACUUCAAAAUCCUCUUGGAGAUUCUGAUAUGCAACUCACAAAUGAAAAGCAUGCAGACGAGAAACCCAUUAAUGCUAUCAUUAUAAAUUCAGUAUCCGAAUUCAAUAUCACAGAUGGACCAGCCAAGGAAACCCCCGGUGAGAAAAAACUGUCAGAAUUCAGCACAUCACUGUCCUCCCUUGAAGAAUGCCAAACGAAAUUUUCCUACCUCCAAACUGAUACUUCAGUUCAUCAGAGAGACACUGAUGGUAUCACCACACCUCGGAUGAAAGCCACCCUCGGAAUGACUGCAACUGCAACUGUGACGUGGACUGCAGCCUGUUUGAAUCUUGCCACGAGACCAGCGACUGUCUGGAGUUGGCCAUGGAGAUUUCAGAAAUCUGUUAUCGCUAGCACAGCGAAGUUAACCACGCCCCGGCAGACCCUUUGGCCCCACGGGGACUGUGAUUUCUAUGUGCUGAAAUGUAAGGAUUGUACACCUUUCUUGGACGCUCUCGAACCAUUUUAUUCUGCACCUGUCUGACAAAGGUAGUCAACUCGAUGGUGUUAUUCCAAAUUUCACGACCGCAUGGCUUGCUGAAAAAAUAUCUUGGUCAUGUGUGAUGAACAAAUCUUAAAUACCUCUUAAAUGCCCUAAGUACUAGGUAUUUCUUGACUGUAAGAAAAGCAUGCUAAACCACUCUGUGCUACUGCGUUCAUUGGCUUGCAUCACGGAUCCAACUUCAUUCACAAAUUCAGGACAAAUUAGAGCAUUCCUUUAGAAUUGACAUACAUUAGCUUGUCUUUGUAAUGGCCUCAUGCAUAAACAUUAUGCAUUGUUGGUUAUUAUUAAUAAUGUAUUGUAUAACAUCAUUUUGUAAUUAAAAAUUUAUUUAUACAGUCUCUUAAAAUUCACUUAUAUGUACAG